Molecule: messenger RNA, 658 nt
Organism: Syzygium oleosum
Lineage: Eukaryota; Viridiplantae; Streptophyta; Magnoliopsida; Myrtales; Myrtaceae
Exons: 1
Coding region: 119-418 (99 amino acids)
Source: RefSeq, a predicted model, not a curated record
AUUUUAUUUUAUUAUCCGAGCAGCCACCCGGAGAAGGCAAAAGAAAAUCUCUGUGCUUCCUCUUCCGAUUCUCACCAGCCACCACCAACGCCGCCGUCCGGAGAAUUCCGCCGGCGAAAUGGGUCCGAUCGUGCUGACUCAGCUGGCGACGGGCCUGAGCGUGCUGGCCGGGGCGGUCCUCGUCAAGUCGGUCAUGGACCAGAAGCCCAUGGCCGGCCAGUUCCCGCGGUGCCCGAGCUGCAACGGCACGGGCCGGGUCGCGUGCAUGUGCUCCCGGUGGUCGGACGGCGACGUCGGGUGCCGGACCUGCGCCGGGUCCGGCCGGAUGGCGUGCAGCAGCUGCGGAGGGACGGGCACGGGCCGGCCCUUGCCGGUCCAGCUCUCGGUGAGGCGUCCUCCUCCUGCUCCUCCGUCUUAAGUGGGCCGGGGGCGGGGGCGGCUUCUGUGUAACUUUUAUGUUUCCGGUCAUUAUAUAGUAGUUCUCAGAGCAACCCUCGUCUCUGAUACAUUCGUUUUUUUCUCUCUCGCUUUCCUUUAGGGGAUUAAGUUAUGUAAUAUAAAUUGGGAAGAUACUUGGAUGAAGGAGGUGGGGUAUGCUAUUAGGAUGUAAUCAGAUGCGAAUACUGCAAAUUCAGAUUCUUGUAUGAUGAUGAUGAUG